Messenger RNA from Mucor velutinosus, 1095 nucleotides. It is a transcript of the gene PUP2, whose product is annotated as proteasome component pup2. The transcript has 2 exons. The record is from RefSeq and is a predicted model, not a curated record. Lineage: Eukaryota; Fungi; Mucoromycota; Mucoromycetes; Mucorales; Mucoraceae. Bases 1 to 1095 code for a protein of 364 amino acids.
AUGCCUGCGCUAGUCAACCCCAACGAAAAUACCUCAAAGCCCUUCAUCAAAGGCAUGCCUAUCACGCCUUAUGGCACAAUACCCAAACGCAGCAAGACCAGAAGCAACAAGAACCGAAAUUCCAUCAGCAAAAAAAGCUCUUCCACUGCCACUGUCAAUAGCACACCCUAUCCAUUCUUCUCGUCGCUGAAAUCACCUUCAUCCACAUCGUUCCUAUCAUUCAUCAAUAACCUGUUUGGCAGCGAUCAGCAAUGUAAAGAGGUGGGCAUUCCUGUAGGUUUCAUGCCUUGUAAUACCCAUCAUACCAGCAAGACACAAAUGUCCCAAUUAGACAUAAUUGUACCCGUGCCAGUCAGCAACCCCAUUGAUUGCUACUAUAGCGACAGAGGAAAUGAUUCCACAUAUCUUGACAAUUGUAGCUCCUUUAGUACUAGCAGCAGUAGCAGUAAUUCGGACAGCUCUUUGUUCUCAAUGUACAUGGAUGACGAUGUCAGAGAUCAAGUUAGAAACGGAUUAACAAAUGACAGUUGCAUGAGCACCACCGCUUUAUCCGACAUCUUAUGUGACCAUUACGUUCAAACACAAAUGAAUACACCAUCCAGCAGCGAUGAUUUUAUUGAUGUGCCGUUAGAAACAUUCCGCAUUUUCGAGGCACCUUCCCAAUCUUCUUGCACUUCCUACUCCUCUUCCGCCAAUGGCAAUCAAAACUGGAUGAUUGGUUCUUUGCUGCUGGAUGAACCACCAAGAGAAUGGACUCUGGUAGAAACAUUGUCAAAGCAACCGAAACGAUUGCAACCGAAAUUGCAAUCACAACAAUCACGAAAACAACAGGAAAAAGAGCAACCAGGGGAAGAGCAAAAGCCAGAAGAGCAAGUCAAAGUGGAAGAACAACAAAAAGACAUUGUUAUCAUGAAUCGAUACUACCAUGACCGCGAUACCCGAGCCAAUGCAGCUUAUUUGAGAAUGAUUGUAGCCGAAGUGAAUAUGAUGCGUUCCCAGAAGAUUGUUGGUCCCUUGAGACCACGCAGAGUGCUUCCGAAGAGAUUAGACAGAUUUAUGCACCGACCCAGCCCACUACAGUUAAUCUUGGUUUAA